Messenger RNA from Sarcophilus harrisii (Tasmanian devil), 4274 nucleotides. It is a transcript of the gene SPSB3, whose product is annotated as splA/ryanodine receptor domain and SOCS box containing 3. NCBI's taxonomy places the organism in Eukaryota, Metazoa, Chordata, Mammalia, Dasyuromorphia, Dasyuridae. Gene Ontology annotation, molecular function: protein binding. Gene Ontology annotation, cellular component: SCF ubiquitin ligase complex. The coding region runs from base 109 to 1167 and encodes 352 amino acids. The transcript is spliced from 7 exons. The record is from RefSeq and is a predicted model, not a curated record. Gene Ontology annotation, biological process: proteasome-mediated ubiquitin-dependent protein catabolic process.
GCGAGUCGCCGACUUCCAGGGGGGAGCGCCUAGUCCACCUGGCUUCCGUGGGCCCUCCCCAACUCUGAACUGUGCAAGUGAUUUACAUCUUUCAAGAUCUUCUCCACCAUGGCCCGACGCACCCGCAGCAGCCGGGCCUGGCAUUUUGUUCUGAGCGGGGCCCGCCGGGAGGCAGAUGCCCGAGCUGUGGCUUUGGCCUCUGGCACCACCAACUGGGGCUAUGAUUCUGAUGGACAGCACAGUGACUCAGACUCAGAGGCAGAGUUCCCUUCCCUGCCACCCUCCAUCCCGAGUGCUGUGCCUGUGACUGGGGAAUCCUACUGCGACUGUGAGAGCCAAAGCGAAACUCCGUACUGUGCCAGCCUCCAUACCAGCCAUCGAAGCAGGGACUGCCAGUGUGGCGAGGAAGAUGACUAUUUUGAUUGGGUAUGGGAUGAUCUGAACAAAUCGACGGCCACUCUGCUAAGUUGUGACAACCGCAAAGUCAAUUUCCAUAUGGAAUAUAGCUGUGGCACAGCGGCCAUACGAGGGAACAAGGAACUAUGUGAAGGCCAGCAUUUUUGGGAAAUUAAGAUGACUUCCCCAGUCUACGGCACCGAUAUGAUGGUUGGUAUUGGGACAUCAGAUGUAAAUCUGGAUAAGUACCGCCAUACAUUCUGCAGCUUGCUGGGCAAGGAUGAAGACAGCUGGGGCCUUUCCUACACAGGACUUCUCCAUCACAAGGGUGACAAGAUGAGCUUCUCCUCACGGUUUGGCCAGGGUUCCAUCAUCGGGGUUCACCUAGACACUUGGCAUGGGACACUGACCUUCUUCAAAAACAGGAAAUGCAUAGGAGUUGCUGCCACCAAACUGCAGAACAAGAAAUUCUACCCCAUGGUUUGCUCCACUGCCGCCAAGAGUAGCAUGAAGGUGAUUCGUUCUUGUGCCAGCCUCACUUCCUUGCAAUAUCUGUGUUGCUACCGUCUUCGCCAACUGCUGCCUGAUUCUGGAGACACACUGGAAGGAUUGCCUCUACCUCCUGGCCUCAAGCAGAUGCUGCACAACAAACUGGGCUGGGUCCUGAGCAUGAACUAUAGCCCCCUACCGUCACAGUCGCCCAAGGCGGCAGCAUGCUCGGGGAGCCCAGAGGCCAAGCCAUGUCAAAGGAAGCGGUGUCGACGGACUUAACUUAUUUUCCAAUGAAAACUGCCUUGUUGGGCUUGGGGUGGCUUCUCUUUCUUUUCCCUUUCCUCCACACACUCUUGGGACAAGAGGGAAGGUUGGGAGGGGAGGUUGCCCAUCCCCUUCCUUGGGAAAAGCUCCAGUGGUUUGAAUUUGCCAAGAUACUCCCCUCAUUCAGGAACUAGUUUAAGGACACAGCACCUGCUCCUCACCUGGACUGGAAGACUGUGCCAUGAACCCAAGAGCAUCUGCUUGGAAACAGAUAACAGUAAGGCUCCCUGAGCCCUUAUUCUGGACUUAGCCCAAGGGUCACUCCAGGUCCUCUGUAGGGUGGUGGAGAUUGCAGUGCUACUGCCUCCAUCAGGGGACAGCAUAUGAUCACUCCAAUCACUCCUGCCUCAUGGGAGGGGGAGGAUAAUGCUGCAGCCUAGCCUCAGUUGUUCUCAAAUGUCCAGCUGAGAGGGGCAAGGAGAAAAGCCUGAUUAAUAUUGUGAUGUGUUCCCUCCCCACCUCUUGGGGCUUCAGAACUAGGAUCUAGAAUUUUUAAAAAACAAACAAAAAAAACAAAACCUGCUUUUGCAUGUUGUCAGCUUCUUUUCUGCUCCUGUAUCAGAGACUGUAUCAAAUCACUGUAAUAAAGUCAAAAUAGUUUAUAUUGAAUUACAGAUGACAAAAGUAAAUGGGCCCAUGUUUAGGAGUUGGGUGGAUGUGUGAUAUGUGAGGGGUGGUCUAAGUACCGUUGUGAUGACCUAAGGGGCCUUCAGGUUCAUAGAAUCUUGCUAAGAUGGUGUGAGUUGCCAGGUACUCUAAUCCCCUGCUUAUUAAAAUUGUAACUGCAUCCUAUCUAUGCUGGAAAUGGUGAAAGAGUUUAGAGUUCUCCUCUAAACUUUAAUGAAUUUUUCAUUGAAGAAAAAAAAAAUCUUGGCCCAACAGAAUAACCAUCAAUUUAUAUCAUCUGGCUCAGUUGUCAUACUAGCCCUUUAGCUCUCACCUUGUUCAGCUUACUGAUACUUCCCACUUCAUUCCUUAAUUACAUCUCUUGCUUUGUUGCCCCUUUCCAUGUUUCUUGCCACCCACAAUUUCUGCUUCGAAAAAGCUUAGCCUCGUUUCCCAUGUCUUUGUUCUUCUGCCUGGUUCCUUCUCCACCUUAAUGCUGGGCAGCAAGGCAUCAAGAAAAAGCCAAUUGCUGUACUAACAAACACUCCUGAAAAGCUGGGAAAUGGGGGGGGGGGGGGGAUAUUUUUUUUUUUUUUUUAACCUUUAUGGGUUUUGCCACAAAUCAAUCCACACAAAAAGUCAGGAUUCCACAAAAUGGGAGACUCAAAGGGAUAGAUUUGGGCUGACUCUUCAGAACCGAAUCAGAUAAUCUUUAUUGCAGUGUUGCUGAGCCAGAGACAGGCCUUCCUGCUCUGUUGUACAAAGUGCAUGUGCCUAAAGGUACCCAGUGAUCAUGUACAAGUUGGUAAUUCCCACACCUCCUAUCCUUCCCCCUUAUCCAGUAACCUUAUAACAGCUUUUGAACCCUCUUGGUCUGGGGUUGGAGGGUGUAAGGGGAGGAGAUGUAAGAUGAUCUGACAGAUAGGGUUGUGGAAGCUGAACAAGGAGAGAACUAAAGGGAUAGUAUGACAACUGAGCCAGAUGAUUUUGGCCCUGAUUACUUGUAGGUAGGGGAUUGCAAAAAGUCUUAGUCCUAUCUGUGUUAGAAGACUUGGAUCAGCAGCCCAUGUUUUGUGACUCUUUGAGUUGUACACUGUCUUUCCUUGAGUGCCCUGUUCAGCAAGCCUUGCUCCUGGUUUCCAUUCUACUUAAGUCUACCUUGACUUAACUCGCCUGGCCAGGCUCUCCAAUAGAGAGUCUGGUGGGCCUCAAUUUGAAUCGGUAUUGUCAUUGCUCCUAAAAAGAGGCAGCCCAUUUAUUAAGGCAGACCAAGGGAUGAUGUCGGAGAACUUGCAUCCCCAAGGAGAAAGCACAGAACACAGAAUCUUGUAUUUUUAAGAUGAUCUAACUCGUAGGGUUGUGGAUGUUAAGCCAGAAGGGAUACACUUUGGAGGUCGUUUGUUAUGAAUUGUCAUUUUACAGAUGAGACUGGGUUCUCUACUACUCGCUGUACAGAUGAGAGUAUAUAUGAGUAAAAGUUUCCUCGGCUAGACAAUGUAAUGAAAUCAAGGCUGGAAAUGAGAACUGAAUGCUUAGAAUACAAAAUUUCUGAAUGUGUGCUAGUACAACUGUUAUUCUAAAAGAUUGGCAGUGAUCUCUCCUAGGCCCACCCUGGCCAGGGAUUGAAGCACUUGUACUGACCAUGGGCAAUGACCUUUGUAAUUGCACACACAUGCUGGCUUAGCUCCUGCUGUGAGUGCAGUUGUAAUAUCACCAAGGUUUGUGAAGGAGGAGGAGAUGAAGGACAAAAAGUACAGUUUAGGAGGGGGCAGUGCCCUACCAAUCUAACAUGAUUUAGAAAGAAACUUAAAGCAUCACAGAUGACUGAAAUUGCAAAUAGUGAUGUGAUUCAACAUCUCCUGUGCCCUUUCUGCCCAGCACUAGGGCAGUCCCUCAGAAAAAAGGCCCUCAAAGUUGGUUAGGGCCAGAAAUUAACCUUCCUAGUCUUUAGUAGCAGGGUCUUCAUCUCUGCCACCUUUGAGCUGGAUAUUACUCCAUCUGACUCCUGCUGAACUCCCUUGGCAUCAGAUUGCAAGAACCUGAGCAAAAACUUUUGUCUUUCUGGUUCAUCCAUUUUUCCUCUCCCCACCCACAGAAAACUGCUAUCUUGGGGUAGUUUCCUUUGUGGCCUUUGGGUAGUCUGGGAUGACUAACACUGAAGGAGACUUAAGGAAAGUCCCAUCUCACUAAGCACACCGCUGAAUGAUGGCUUUUCUUUGCAUCCCUUAAGGCUCCUGGAACAGAACAAAGCAAGGAACUACAGUAACCAGCAGCAUUCUCAGGUACAAUCCCAAGGAACCGCCAGCAGUGAAAUGAUCCUGCCGCCAAAAGAAAGGAGCUAGUGGUAGAACCCUCUCAUGAGAAAGGGCAAUGAGGAAACUGGGGUCUUGUUUUGUGUCGUCUUAUUUUUUCUUAAAACUUUGCCUUCAAUAAAGUCAGUAGUGUUUGUUAAUGAA